Rhodofomes roseus is the source of this 580-nucleotide messenger RNA. RefSeq lists its product as uncharacterized. The transcript has 2 exons. The coding region runs from base 1 to 528 and encodes 175 amino acids. The record is from RefSeq and is a predicted model, not a curated record. NCBI's taxonomy places the organism in Eukaryota, Fungi, Basidiomycota, Agaricomycetes, Polyporales, Fomitopsidaceae.
AUGCAGACACAGCCGACGAACAUGAACACAAGCAACCAGGGCAAAUGCCCAGCACGCAAACACAGCCGACAAGCGUGCCGCGACUACGGGCGUGGCAAUGAGCAGGCAGGAGGGUGUGCGGCUCUGUUCUCGGCGAUGUACGCACAAGCGUCUCCCCCCGCAUCGGCGCCGUAUCUUCCUCAGCCACUGCCCCAGCAGCCCUAUGCCAGCUACAACCGCUUUGACACUGUCCUACGUCCUUCCUCAGGUCCUUCUGGCUCUCCCUCUUGCCCGCCACGCGGCUCGCCACGUCCCCUCGCUGCCCAAGAGCAGUCCUACGACAACUACGCGUACGACAAUGGCUCAUCAACACCACCAGACCCGGACGGUGACGACUUCUAUGCUUCCCAGACAGACUUCCGCGACCAACAUGCCAACACUGCGCCGUCUAUUGCCACUCAGUCCAUCUGGGUACCUUCUCCACCGCUCAGCCCUGUCCUCGACCAGUCUCACCUUCGGCCCGGCAACCAGGCUGCUCUUCUCUCGUGAACAUAUGCUUGAGCUGUACUGCACGAACGCAAAGAAGACGCAGGACACUCAC